AUGGACGAAGUUAUGUUUCUUUUGGGUGGCCUCAUUGGAUUAUACUGCUUCACAAUCACUACUUAUGCCUUCUCACCUUCUGGAUGGACCAAUGCCCAUGCCACUUUUUAUGGGGGUAGUGAUGCUUCAGGAACCAUGGGGGGAGCUUGUGGGUAUGGAAAUCUGUAUUCAACAGGGUAUGGAACUAGAACUGCAGCUUUAAGCACUGCCUUAUUUAAUGAUGGAGCUUCCUGUGGUGAGUGCUACAAAAUCAUAUGUGAUUACAAAGCAGACGCCAGAUGGUGCGUCAAAGGAAGAUCUGUCACCAUAACCGCCACAAACUUUUGCCCUCCCAAUUUUGCUCUUCCUAACGACAAUGGAGGCUGGUGCAACCCACCCCUCAAGCAUUUUGACAUGGCCCAACCUGCUUGGGAAAAAAUUGGUAUUUACAGAGGAGGAAUCGUGCCAGUCUUAUUCCAAAGGGUUCCAUGCAAAAAGCAUGGAGGGGUUAGGUUCAGUGUGAAUGGGAGGGACUACUUCGAGCUUGUGUUGAUCAGCAAUGUGGGUGGAGCUGGAUCCAUCCAAUCUGUGUCCAUCAAAGGGUCGAAAACAGGGUGGAUGGCUAUGUCAAGAAACUGGGGUGCUAAUUGGCAAUCCAAUGCAUAUUUGAAUGGUCAAUCUUUGUCCUUCAGGGUCACAACCACUGAUGGAGAAAUCCGAGUUUUCCAAAAUAUUGUUCCAGCAACUUGGACUUUCGGUCAAACUUUCUCUAGUCCAGUUCAGUUCUAA
This is a messenger RNA of Sphenostylis stenocarpa, 768 nucleotides long. NCBI's taxonomy places the organism in Eukaryota, Viridiplantae, Streptophyta, Magnoliopsida, Fabales, Fabaceae. The record is from the annotation of a GenBank genome assembly.